Messenger RNA from Rhizophagus irregularis DAOM 181602=DAOM 197198, 1857 nucleotides. Its product is annotated as Heat shock protein sks2. Gene Ontology annotation, cellular component: nucleus; plasma membrane; cytosol. The record is from RefSeq and is a predicted model, not a curated record. NCBI's taxonomy places the organism in Eukaryota, Fungi, Glomeromycota, Glomeromycetes, Glomerales, Glomeraceae. Gene Ontology annotation, molecular function: ATP-dependent protein folding chaperone; ATP binding.
AUGUCAGACCAGUAUGAAGGCGCUAUAGGAAUUGACUUGGGAACUACAUAUUCGUGCGUUGCUGUGUGGGAAAAUGAGUUGCGCGUUGAAAUAAUUGCUAAUGAACAAGGGAACCGCACAACACCUUCAUAUGUCGCCUUUGCCGACACAGAGCGUCUUAUUGGUGACGCUGCCAAGAACCAAGCGGCUAUGAAUCCUAAAAACACAGUCUUUGACGCGAAACGUCUAAUAGGUCGACGUUUUGACGAUCCAGAAGUAAAGGCCGAUAUAAAGCAUUGGCCUUUUACUGUUGUUGAAAAAGAUGGUGCUCCUUUGAUUCAAGUUGAAUACCAGGGCGAAACGAAAAAUUUUACCCCACAAGAAAUAUCGUCGAUGGUAUUAACUCGUAUGAAGGAAAUUGCUGAAGGAAAAUUAGGAAAAAAAGUCAAGAAAGCUGUUAUUACUGUUCCAGCUUAUUUUAAUGAUUCUCAACGUCUUGCCACUAAGGAUGCUGGAAAAAUUUCAGGAUUGGAUGUACUUCGAAUUAUAAAUGAACCAACUGCUGCAGCUAUAGCUUACGGACUUGAUUCUAAAGAAACAAAAGAAAAGAAUGUUUUGAUAUUUGAUUUGGGUGGUGGUACUUUUGAUGUAUCUCUCUUGAAUAUAACUGGAGGCGUUUUUGCUGUAAAAGCUACCGCAGGAGACACUCAUUUGGGCGGUGAAGAUUUUGAUAACAAUCUUCUUGAAUACUUUAAACUAGAAUUUAAGCGUAAACAGAAGCAUGAUAUAUCAGGGGAUGCACGUGCUAUACGACGUUUAAGAACUGCUUGUGAAAGAGCAAAACGAGCUUUAUCUUCACAAACUCAGACAACUAUUGAAGUUGAUUCAUUAUAUGACGGUAUUGACUUUCAAGCCAAUAUUACUCGUGCUAAAUUUGAGGAAUUGAACUCUUCUCAAUUUAGUUCUACUUUAGAACCUGUCCGUAAGGUUUUAAAAGAUGCAAAAAUAGAGAAAAAGGAUAUACAUGAAAUUGUUCUUGUAGGUGGUUCUACUCGUAUCCCAAAAAUUCAAUCACUUCUUCAAGAUUUCUUUGAUGGAAAAGAAUUGAAUAAAUCAAUUAAUCCGGACGAAGCUGUUGCUUACGGAGCUGCUGUGCAAGCUGCUCUUUUAACAAAUCAAGCUGAUAACGAAAAAACUCAGGAUCUUUUACUUUUAGAUGUAGUUCCACUUAGUUUAGGUGUUGAAACUCAAGGUGGAGUUAUGGCAGUAGUUGUACCUCGAAAUACACCUAUUCCAACUAUCAAAAAAAAAGUUUUCACGACAGCAGAAGAUGGUCAAACUAUCGUUGAAUUUCCAGUAUAUGAAGGGGAAAGGCCAAUGUGCUAUGAUAAUAAUUUAUUAGGAUCUUUUGAACUAUCAGGAAUACCUCCAAUGCCUCGUGGAGAAGCUGAGCUUGAAUGUACUUUUGAUAUUAAUGCUGAUGGUAUUCUUAAAGUUACAGCAAAGGAUAAAGCGACGGGACGAAAAGCUAAUAUUACAAUCUCAAAUUCGGCCGGUCGAUUAUCAGCUGUUGAUAUUGAACGUAUGGUUGCUGAGUCAGAAAAAUUCAAAGAGGAAGAUAAAAAGAGUCAAGAACGCGUAGAAGCAAAACAAGAGCUUGAAAAUUAUGUUUAUCAAAUUGAAAAUACGCUUAAUGAACCAAAUGUUGCUAUGAAAUUGAAACGCAAUGAUAAAGAAUCCAUUGAGAAUGCUCUUUCAGAAGCACUUGAAUUUCUUGACAUUUCUAAUGAUUCGACGGUUAGCAAGGAAGAUAUUAACGCUACAAGGAAGAAAUUACAACGUAGCGUUACUCGUGCAUUUGCUUCACUCAAUCGCUAG